This is a messenger RNA of Oncorhynchus keta (chum salmon), 9222 nucleotides long. Its product is annotated as fibrillin-1. Gene Ontology annotation, biological process: cell-matrix adhesion. Bases 17 to 8032 code for a protein of 2671 amino acids. The transcript has 24 exons. Gene Ontology annotation, molecular function: calcium ion binding. Lineage: Eukaryota; Metazoa; Chordata; Actinopteri; Salmoniformes; Salmonidae. The record is from RefSeq and is a predicted model, not a curated record.
UCUGCGACUCAUACAAAUGCAAGGGAUGAAGGUUAAUGCACUGACAAAUAACAGGACUUCCAGACCCUCCAAAUCAGUCUCAAGCCGGUGUCAAAUACAUUUGCAAACUUCUAUGUUAUGCAUUUCAAUGUCACCAUUUUCUCUGUACUCUGUUUCUUGUAGUUUGCCACUGCUAAGACUGGUGUGUCUUUGUGCAGUGCUGGGAUACUGCUCCAUGGUUGCCGAUCUGAGUGACUGUGAAACGGUGGGAAGUAAAUGCCACACCCAUGCCGAGUGCCUCAAGGCUAAAGGCAAUAGCUUUGUAUGUGUGUGUCGGUUUGGCUACCAUGGAGACGGACUACUGUGUGUGGACAUUGACGAGUGUGUUACCGGCCUCCAUGGCUGCCACCCAAAGGCCCGCUGCUUCAACACACUGGGCAGCUACAGCUGUGUGUGUCUGGAUGGCUACUUCGGCGACGGAGUCCAAUGUGAGGAUGUCAACGAAUGCCAGACGAAGAACGGCGGCUGCCACCCCAGUGCCCUCUGUACGAAUAGAGAAGGAGGGCGAGACUGCAAGUGCAAGGGAGGCUUCAAUGGCAAUGGGUUUCAGUGCACGGACAUUGACGAAUGCACAAACAGUGGCAUCUGCCAUUGGAAUGCCACCUGUAUUAACAACCCUGGCUCCUAUGUGUGCACCUGUAACUCAGGCUAUAAGGGCAAUGGGAACUACCUGUGUCUGGAUUUAGAUGAGUGUUCAGAGACUCCCGGUGUAUGCUCGGCCUCCUUUGGCUACAAAGGCUGUAAGAACCUGCCGGGAUCGUACCAAUGCACCUGUAGUAUUGGUUACCAGAGCAAUGGGCAAACCUGUGAGGACAUUGAUGAGUGUGCUGGUAACAUCUGUAGUUUCUAUGCUGACUGUGUCAACACGCUGGGCUCGUACCGCUGCGCCUGCUUCGAUGGAUUCAUUGGGAAUGGGCUGGCAUGUAGGGACAUCAAUGAGUGUAAUGGGGAGAAUACAUGUGACCCCAACGCUGCCUGUGUCAAUGUGCUGGGCAGCUAUGACUGCUCCUGCCGCACCGGAUAUCUAGGGGAUGGAAGGAAGUGCACCGACAUCGAUGAGUGCGCCACCCUUAAUAUCUGCCCUGCUUCGGCCGCGUGCGUCAACACCAAGGGGUCGUUCUACUGCGACUGCGGCACGGGCUACACCUUUAACGACUCCAAGUGUAUGGACCUGGAUGAGUGUACCAUCGGGCGCUGUAGCCCCUUCUCCACCUGUGCCAACUUCCCGGGCUCCUUCACCUGUGAGUGCAGGGCAGGGUACAGGGGCAACGGCAUCACCUGCGAGGACUUGGACGAGUGCUCCUUGGCACAGCAGUGCCACUCCAAUGCCCUCUGCACCAACCUUGCGGGCACGUUCAACUGCCAAUGCCAGGUAGGCUACUCCGGGGAUGGGGCGAUCCAGUGUGCGGACGUGAACGAGUGUCUGGUGGACAACGGAGGCUGCCAGAAUAAAGCCACCUGCGUCAAUAGUAAAGGUUCCUUCUCCUGUCUGUGUCCGCCUGGGUUCAACCUGGUCAACCGCACCACAUGCCAGGAUAUAGACGAGUGCCAGGCCAUGGAGAAGCCAUGCCACCUCAAUGAACGCUGCUCAAACACUGAGGGGGCGUAUGAGUGCCCCUGCCGGGUGGGCUUCGCCCGCCCCACAGCGACCAAGGCCUGUACGGAUAUCGACGAGUGCAAAGUCAACAACCCCUGCCACGUCAACGCCACAUGUUUGAACACAGUGGGCUCCCAUACCUGUACGUGUAAGCACGGAUUCAUAGGCAACGGCUCCAGGUGUGAGGAUGUGAACGAGUGUGCUGAAGAAGGCACAUGCCACUCACGGGCACUGUGUGCCAACAUACCCGGGGAUUUCUCCUGCUCCUGCCAGCAGGGCUUCUUUGGGGAUGGCUUCCGGUGCCAGGAUGUGGAUGAGUGUGCCCUUUCCAACGCCACCACCUGUCCCCCCAUCUCAAAGUGUGUCAACUCCCCCGGAGCCUACGUCUGCUCCUGUAUGAAUGGCACAGUGGCCUAUAAUGACACCUGUGUGGCCCCCAGUCCCCGGUGUGCCCCUGCCUGCCACCGUCAUGGGCUCUGCCACCGCUCGCCCACUGGCUUCCAGUGUGUGUGUGACCUAGGCUUUGAGGGGGAUGGACUCGCCUGUUCGGAUAUAGAUGAGUGUCAGAAAAAUGUGUGCCCUCAGAAUGAGACAAAGUGUGUGAAUAUCCCAGGCUCUUUUUCCUGUCUCUGCAAAGUGGGCUACAGACAGAACGGGACCAACUGCGUUGAUGUGGAUGAGUGUGUGUCUGGAGACAAGGAGUGCAGUGAGUUUGCCCAGUGUGUGAACACAGUAGGGAGUCACCUCUGUUUCUGUCUCAGUGGCUUCACUGGCGAUGGGAAGAACUGUUCUGACAUUGAUGAGUGCCAAAACCAAAAUGGAGGAUGCCACCCCAUUGCCAGCUGCUCAAACACUGCCGGAUCACACAACUGUAUCUGCCCGUCUGGCACUGAGGGCACUGGCAUUGAGUGUCAGGAUGUUGACGAGUGUGCCGACAACUCCACCAAGCCCCACAACUGCAGCCGCCUGGCCCAAUGCAACAACACGGACGGCUCCUACCUCUGUCUGUGCCAGGAGGGGUACCAGGGGGACGGGUUCGUCUGUGAGGACGUGGACGAGUGUCUCUCACCCUCCACCUGUGGGAGGAACUUGACAUGCCACAACACCCCCGGGGGGUACAACUGCACCUGCAUUCUGGGACUAGCCUACGAAGCAGGCACGUGUGUGAGCGUGGAGAACUGCCUGAACGCCAGCCGGGCGUGCCACCCUCACGCAGCGUGCCACCCCACCAAGGGCUCCUUCUACUGCCACUGCCAGGGUGGUUUCUAUGGCAAUGGGGUGGCCUGCUGGGAUGUGAAUGAGUGUAGCCUAUCGGGGUGGGAGUACUGCCCGGAGUUCUCCUACUGCUUCAACACAGAAGGCUCCUAUACGUGUGACUGUUGGGAUGGUUACCAGGACAAUGGGACACACUGCAUGGAUGUGGAUGAGUGUGAGGCGGGGAACUACACCUGUCCUGACAACAGCACCUGUACCAACACAGAGGGCAGCUAUCGCUGCCGCUGUGAUCUAGGCUUCCUGGCUAGUAACAACUCUCAGUGUCUGGAUCUUGACGAGUGUGUCUUGGGGCUGGCGCGAUGCCCGAAUAGCUCAGAUUGCCAGAACACACCUGGCUCCUUUGUCUGUAACUGCUGGGACGGUUACCAGGGCAAUGGCACAGGCUGCCAGGAUAUCGACGAAUGCCUGGACAACUCCACCUGUCUUGAGAACAGCACCUGCGUCAACACCUAUGGCAGCUUCCUGUGUCCCUGUAACGUAGGAUUCCUCAGUAUAAAUGAUCGGUGUGAGGAUAUCGAGGACUGUUCGGACCCCGACCUCGGGCCGCUUUGUAUCAACGGAACAUGCAUGAACACCAUUGGUUCAUUCUUCUGCUUAUGCUACGUGGGCUUCUGGAGCAACGAUACUGAGUGUGUGGAUGUGGAUGAGUGUUCUGAGGUGUAUUCCAACUCCUCUACCUCGGUCUCUGUCUGCCAGCCCUCCUCCACCUGUAUCAACCUCCCUGGCUCCUAUCAGUGUCCCUGUAAUAGUGGCUUCCUCCUGAACGGCACAGAUUGCCAGGAUGUAGACGAGUGUAGCGACCCGGAGGGCGCCCCCUGCCCUGAUCACUCCGUGUGCAAAAACACUAUUGGCUCCCUCCUUUGUCCCUGUCUGGACGGGUAUGAGCCAGGGGCACAAGGCAAUGACACGGUGUGCGGGGAUAUUGACGAGUGCCUCUUUAAUACCACAUGUCGCGUUGACCAGGUGUGCACUAACUUGCCCGGGACGUACCACUGUGACUGUCCCGGGGGGUACCAUGAGGAUGUGGGAGCGUGUGUGGAUACGGAUGAAUGUGGGAAUAGUAAGGGUGCCGAGGUGUGUCACCCCUCGGCGCGCUGUUGGAACACUCCAGGCUCCUACACAUGCCUCUGCUCCCAGGGCCACGCGGGCAACGGCACCUGGUGCGAGGACGUGGAUGAGUGCUCCGUCCUGAAGGCACCCUGUCACAAACGCGCCCUCUGCUAUAACACGCCCGGGUCAUUCCUGUGUGUGUGCCACCCAGGACUCCUGGGCAUCGGGGCCCUGUGUGUGGACCUGGACGAGUGCCAACAGAACAAUGGAGGAUGCCACUCUGCUGCCACCUGUUCUAACUCUGCGGGGGGGUUCCAAUGCCACUGUGCCAGUGGCUGGGAUACCAGGGGGGAGAGAGGGGGGCAUGGGGACAGAGGGUGUGUUGACCAGGACGAGUGUGUGUCGCCCUCGGCAUGCCCCGCCCACACGUCCUGUAGAAACUACCCAGGGUCCUUCAACUGCUCCUGUGCCUCUAACAACACUGUUUGUAUUGAGCUGGCUAAGGAGAGUGAUUUGUACCCGUUUGGUGAUGAGGUGGGAGAUAUAGGAGUGUGGUUGGACACAAAAGAUGGGAACUCUCCUUACAUCACACCACCUCUGGGUUUCCCCUUCAUAGGCAAGUUGUAUGAUCGGGUCUAUUUCUCAGAUAAUGGACUCAUUCAGUUCCAGUCUAUCAGUCAGAAUGAGCAGUUCCUGCUUCCUGUCCCUUUCCCUACGGGUUUCCAUGGCAACGAGGGCAUGGCAAUGCUGGCCGUGUUCUGGGACGAUGCUGACCUCACCCUCGGGGAGGGGAAGCUGUUCUAUCAGGAAUUCCACAAACUGAAUUUGUCAGAUAGAUAUUCCCAAAUUGUCUUCAGCCGUACAGCGGACGAUGUGACGCGGUUUGAGGAACGGAACAACAAACCUGCGUUCACCCCAGCCUGGAUUCUAAAGAUCACUUGGGAUCAUGUGAUGGCUGUCUCCUAUCAGAAAAUCAACUACUCUGAGGCUAACACCUUCCAGUGCAUCCUGACUACGGACGGGGAGCGCUCCUUUGCCCUGCUACGCUUCGGGGAAAUGUACUGGGGUCCUGGCCAGAGGAUCCACCAUGACGCCCUCACUGGCUACACCGACGGUGGAGCCCACUUUUUCAACGAGACCACGGAUCCAACAAAUCUGUUUGGCCCAGGGGGGCGGUAUAGACCUCAGGAGGUGAAGGGGAACACAGGUCAGCUGGGUCAGCUGGUGUAUGACCUGACAGGGCCCGCAGAGCGCGAACAGGACCCGAAGAUGAGGUGCCAGGUGUGGGCCCUAAAGGAGCCCGAGCCGAAGGAGUGGGCCAAGGGGGUGUCCUCGUGCCCCUGUACCCGCGCCCAAGCACUGGAGGACUUGGCCUUCGGGCCUGAGACCCUGCCCCCCAACCAGCAGGAUCGGGUACGGGUGACGGAGCUACGGGGGCUGCGCUGGGGGGGCAGUGGGGGUCACGUAUUCCAGUCCAUCCUGUCCAAUCGGCACGGCUCAGGGAAGAGAUGUGUGUAUGACCCACAAGGUCCCCUGUUGGCUGGAUACAGUGAGCGCUACUUCUCUGGAGCCACUGCACAGAAACACAUAGAUGAGGAUCUCCUUCCGUUCCAGUGGUGUUGUAUCCAGUCUCCUCUGUGCCACCUCUAUCUGGCCAAGAGACCCCUGGACCGUUGCCAAGGUUACGGCUGGGUGAGCCCCGACUGCUGCAUAACCGCGGCCAAGGCAACACAGGGCAUUGGCAUGGUGUACGGCAGCCUUCAUUUCAUCACCUUCGAUGGGACUGAGUACUCCUUCAAGGCCCUCGGCGAGUUUGUCAUUGUGCGCCUCUCCUCCUACACGGGCUCCAAUAUCUUCACGCUGCAGGGUGAGACGUGCGAGCUGAAGACGGACGGACAGGCUAGACGGGUCCCCACGGUGGUGAGGAUGGCUGCUUUUCACCAGGGCAUCGGCAAGGUUGAGUGGCGGUGUGCAGAGUCAGGAGAGGGACUGGAGGUCCUGGUGGAUAAUGUGAAGGUCCCAGUCUUUGUCGGUGUGGUGCACAUGGGCAAGGAGGGUUUUGCGGUGCGCUGUACUUCGGCCAGUAGCUGUGCGGCAGUGUACGCCGGGGGGCUCCACGUGGUGGUGUGGAGGGUGGGUGGAGGUGGUGGUGCACAGCAGUUGGCCGCCCUGGUGGAGGUCCCCCAGACCUUCUACAACCGCACAGUGGGCCUCCUGGGCUUCUGGAGCUCCAACCGCACCGAUGACUUCCUGCAGUCUGACGGGAAGCUGAUGAUCUCCCCCAAGAGCAACCCUCCCCUGGAGGAGAGCCUGCGCCAAUUUGGCCUGUCCUGGGCUGUGCCCGUUCCAGAGAGCCUGCUCUUCUCCAUCCCACCCACUGGUCGGUUUACUCCAGCCUCGACAGAGGAGCUGAUGUCAGUGAGUCCAGCUGUACAAGACAGACUGAGGAGGACAUGUCAGGGCAAUUUGCAGUGUGUUCAUGACAUCCUGGCUUCUAACGACACUGGACUGGGUUUGCAGAGUCUGGAGUCCCAGGAGCUGUACCACAAGCUGGCUACGGUGUUUGGGAACAUGCCUCCCAUAGUGACUGAGCCCACGGUGAUCCGUUGUAAGGUCAAAUCCACCGUUCGCGUGCAGAUCAGCACUCAAGACUCCAACCUAGACCCUAUAAGCUUCUCACUGCUCUUCCCCAGACCACCACAAGCAUCUGUAGGGAAAAGUGAUGGCAUAUUGACCUGGACACCACUCAACAUCCAGCCAGUCUACCUGACCAUCAGAGUUGAUGACCAGCUGUUGAGCUCUCAGUUCACCCCCAUCCUGCAGGUGUGCAACUGCCUCAACGGUGGCACCUGCCAAUAUAACAGCAUAGUGGACAACCAUCUGCAGGGGAGAUUUCUGGUGGUAGGGUGUCUGUGCCCUAAGGGUUUCAGUGGGAAAUUCUGUGGGAAUACCACCGACGUGUGUAAAGGGAAACCUUGCUUCCCAGGAGUGCAGUGCCAGUCCCAGUCUCAAUCCCAGGGAGAGCCAGACCAGUUCACCUGUGGAGAGUGCCCCUCACCCACCAUCUACGGGGACAAGCAGGGAUACAAGUGCUUUGAGAAUGACCUCUGCCUCCCUCCCUUCCCAUUUCCCUGUCACACGAUGGCCGACUGCCUCAGCUCAGGGUACAACUACACCUGCAGGUGCAAGCCUGGCUUUACUGGGGAUGGACGCAACUGCACAGACAUAAAUGAGUGCCUGGACCCAUCGGCCUGUCGUAACGCUAAGUUUGAGUGUGUGAACACGCCAGGGUCCAUCCGAUGCUCCUGUCGCUACCAGAGCACUGAGGAAACCGAUGGCUGUGGGGACUCUGCCAAUCCACCAGGGUUCAAUGUCUUCAACGUGUCCUUGGGCUGGAGGAACCAGGGGUCUGGAGGAGAGGGGCUGAGGCAGCUGGAGGAGAUUCUGUCAAUGGGCUUCCAGAACAAGUUCUACAACGCUGUGAUGAAACGGCCGAUGCAGGGCUCAGGUCUGGAUGAGUACAGGAUCAACGUGUCCAGUGACACACCCCACUGGUACAUCAGAGACUACCUGACCCGCGUCAGUGCUUACUACAGCAUCAAAACCGCUGAAGUUGGAGACUUGGAUGAGUGUAAAUCAAAUGAGGCUGUGUGUAGGCAACCUGCUCUUUGUGCCAACACUUACGGAGGGUACAGGUGUGUGUGUAACGGGACCACCGACGUCGACUACACCCAAUCCUGCAUUUUAGACAUGGGUGGAUUGAACAGGACGGGGAUAGCCGUGGCCCAAAUGGCGGAGGAUAAGAAGCCCCUGAUCCUGGGCCUGGUUUUAGGCAUCGGGAUCCCUGUCCUCCUCCUACUGUCUGCCCUCGCCUGCUUCUGCUGUUCCCGCAAGAAGACCAUCACAGGAGAAAUUCCUCAAUUGUUACCCGAAUAUGUUCAGGAGCAGUACAACCCCCCGCCCUUCAACUACUCGGACCCGGCUCUACACUACAACGUCCACGUCAGCCCGCGCGUCAUCGACGACCUUACACCCAGGAAGCAUCGCAGUACAAACUUCACACACGCUUGACAGCGCUAUUAUGAUUGUACAUGUCAAAAAAAUGUAACAAAGUAAAUAUAUUAUUUGUACUGUAAUAACCAAUCGCUUAAAGCUGAGGGACUUUCAAAGUCAAAUGUAUUUCAGAAAAGAAGAAGUGGACACAGAGAGAAGCUACGCAUAUCUCGUGCUGUGAUUCUGACAAGCACUCCUAGCAAGUACAUGGAAGUAAAGGCUGGACGGCUCUGGGCGAGGGAACUUAAUAAAGCCGUAGACAAACAAACAUGGAGCCAUUCAUGUGCCUUAAGUAUUUCCCAUGUGACACCGAAUGCUUUCUGAUCAUUAUUUUUUUAUCAUAGUUAUUAUAUGCAUGUGUUAAACACAUUUGUAUUAAUAUUACAGCGUGAGCAUUGCCACAUAUUUGUACAUGCAACGGAUUAACACAGAGAAGAUUGUAUUCAUUUGAUUUAUCUGACAACAUGUUGUGGGGUCCUCUUCUUAAACUUCAGUCCAUCAGCUGUUUUACUUUAGAGCUUAAUGUCUACCGCUUUGUGUUGGACUUGUGGUGGAGGGUACUGUAGGGUUCUGAGUCUUGAUGGUUAUGAAGAUACGGAGAACGAAUGAGAAGCACUUGAAUCCAAUUCAAGGUUUCCUUAACGACCGGUCGGUAAGAGUAGUAUACACCGAGCAUAUAAACUUUGUCAUACAUGGGUCUCAAACACCCUUAUAUAAGUUAUGAACGGGCUGUCACCAUUAUCCUGAGUGGAGAGCUCAAAAACAAAACCUCAUAUCGAUCUACAAGACCAGAGAGAGUCAGCAGCGACAGAGAAGUCUCAGUCAGUCGAUGGCUGGGAUGGCGAGGCAUCGGUGAGACGCGUUGUUCACCACAUCCUCCCUCUACUCAAGCCAUGUGGUUCGCUCUUGACUGUCACUCCAUCUUUUGGUAGCUUGAAAUCUUUUUUUUUUUUUAAACGUUCAACUCUGGCUGAAAAUAGUCAUCCAGACCCGAAUCUAUAUAGCUGUUUUAUUUGAUUCUUGUUUGUUCAGCUUUUUCAAACGCUUUGAGACUCAUUAUUUAAUGAAAAGCGCUAUAGAAGUAAAAUCAAUUAUUAUUGUCAUGUACAUUGAAGAGAGAGGAGUCUCCUUUGCCUUAAACCUAUGGAAUACAUGCAAUAUUAAUAAUGAUACAUCUCAAUGUUCUAAAAUAAACUAAAUGCAUGAUC